GGCUGCAGCGAGCGGUGCAAGGAGAUUCCCGGGGGUGCCAUGGCCGGCACUGGGGGAGCCCGGGAUGAGGAGCGGGAGCCGCUGCGGAGCCGGGAGAUGGAGCUGGAGCCCCGCAGGCCCCCGCCGCUGCCGGGGAAAACUCAGAGGGCCGCCAUGCAGGCACAGGGCAGCAUGCGUGCCCGCAGCAGCAGCCUGGACCUGGGUAACCCCAUGCCAGACACCCCGAGGAGCCACCCACCCCGGCCCCCCAACUCAGCCCUCAUCUACAGCAACGUGGGAGAGCUGCGGGCUGACCUCACCCCACGCAAGGCCUGCCGAGGGGAAGGAGCUGGAAGACCCCCCCCUCAUCCCGAUGGGACCCCCCUGCCUCCGCCACUGCCCAAAAAGCAGCUCCAGCGAGCGGAAUCCCUCCCAGAGCCUGGACCAUCCCAGCACAAUCGGGGUGACUCCACAGCAUGGGGCAGCAGCAUCCCACAGCCCCAUCUACAGCGUGAGGAGGGGGCUCCCAGCUCCAUCCCCUCACCGGACAGACCCUCCUGGGCACACAAGAAGCGCUUGACCAAGUCCCAAAGCCUGGGGGAAGCGGUGGCCUGGAGCAGCCUGCAAAAAUCCCCAUCGCCCAUCCCGGCGGAGCUGACUUUUGGGGUGGCAGACGGGGAGCUGGGGAAGCUCCUGCAGCUCCUGGACAGCCCGGACAGGGUGUGCAGGGUGCUGUUGGGGUGCCAGGAGGCCGCCCUGGCCCGGCUCUCAGCGCGCAUCCAGGAGGAGCUGGUGGGACCCGAGGAGCGGCAGCAGCGGCUGCAGGCAGAGCUGGCAGGGAAGAGCUGGGCAGCGCUCAGCAUCCUGGAGCGGGAGCCGUGCUGCGAGAGCCGGGAUGCCUGGUACUUCCCGGUGGGCUUCAGUAUGGAGCAAACGCGGGUGGUGUGUGCAGCCAAGGUCCCCAAGCCAGGUUCCACCAGCCUGGGGGUGCAGAGCUCCCUUGGGGUACACUGCAGCAUCCAGCGCGUGAUUGGCCGCUUCACCGACUGCCUCCCUUGGGAGCUUCUGCUCCCGGGAAGCCCUGGGGAGCAGAGUCGGUCCCUGCCCGGAGAGGAGCCAGCCCAUCCUGCCACCCAUCCUGUCCUGCAGGUCCUUAUCUCCCCUGAGGUUCCCUACCAGACCCUGGCAGACUUCGUGAAGGGAUCCCAUGGUUUGCACAGGACCUGCCCUGGGCACUAUGAACGCCUGGCUUGCCUCCUCCUCCUGCAGGUGUGCAUGGGGCUGGAGCAUCUCCGGGUGCAGAACGUGGAGCAAGGGGAUCUCUGCCUUGAGAACCUGCUGCUGGUGCGAUGCCUGUGUCCUCCCCAGAGCCAGCAAGGCAAGAAGGCAUCCCUAGGGCUUUCCCUUCCCAGGCUGCUCAUCAGCAGCUUCUACAAGGUUAAAGAUAAGCAAAGACCUUGUUCUACUAGCCAAGAGCAGGACUCGACAGAGGGCCUUGCUGCACCACCCUCCCUGGCGGCAGAUGAGCUGAAUGUAGGCAUGCUGAUCUAUCAGCUCUUGCACGUGGACAUCUCUCUGGAGAGCGCCUUGGGGUUCAGAAGCAAGAGACUUCCUGAAAUCCCCUCCUGUCCAUCUACUCCACGGGACUCAAGCGUCUGGCCAUGCUGCUUCUCCACAGAGAUCCUUGCAAGAGGGUCUCUGUUGAGCAGGCAAGGAGCAUCCUGCAGGUCCUGCUCUGGGGGCCUCGACAGGAGCUCUUUGCCAGGACCAAGAAGACCCUCACCCUGCUCCGGAGCUGGGUGGAGGUGAAGAGGGCUCUGCUGCUCCUCAGGUUUGUGGAGAACGUGGCUGGGGCAGUGGGGAGCCCUGGCCUUGAGGAGUGGCUCUGCUGCCAGUACUUCAAGGAGGUCACCGAGCACACGCUCUACCAAGUGACCCAGGCUCUCUACGCUCCCUAAAGGCAAGCUGAAGUUUAGCCCACCCAAAAGGUCUCCUCAAAGCCAAAAGCCCAUGAGGACCUGACCAAAUCCACCAGCUCACAAGGAACCCAAGCUGGUCCUGGUUGGGUAAAGUCUGUUGCCAAACCCAAACCCACUUUCCCCCCAGCACAAAAACGAUGAAGCUGGGACCAAACUCCCACCCGUGGCUCCUGUAACAUGCGUUUUUAUACCCUCAACCAGUUUUUGUCUGAUAGAGACCAGUUUAUCAGAGCAUCUUCAGGAAGAUGACAGGAUAGAAGCCACAGCAUCAAGUGCCAGUUGCCAAGUAGAGUUUAUGGGGCUCAGACUUUACACAAACACCUCUCAGACCUCUCCUGUGGCUUUCACUGUUUCAAAGCCACACAUUACAGCUCACCUGAAUGCACCCGUUAGCAAAGGGAAAUGCAAUAAAUACCUUGUAUAACCUGCUCUCUUUAGAAACAAUUUGUGGCACAGUCACAAAUAUAAAUGACAUUUUAAAGGGGGAAAUACAGCAGCCACACAGCUUCAAUAAAACCCAGAGCUGAGCCUCUUAAA
Messenger RNA from Pezoporus flaviventris, 2495 nucleotides. It is a transcript of the gene PEAK3, whose product is annotated as PEAK family member 3. Gene Ontology annotation, biological process: protein phosphorylation. Gene Ontology annotation, molecular function: protein kinase activity. Gene Ontology annotation, cellular component: focal adhesion; actin cytoskeleton. Lineage: Eukaryota; Metazoa; Chordata; Aves; Psittaciformes; Psittacidae. The record is from RefSeq and is a predicted model, not a curated record. The transcript has 4 exons. Bases 40 to 1788 code for a protein of 582 amino acids.